GUAGAGGGAAAUUAAUCGCGCUUUCAGACAAUUUCCCCCAAAACAGACACUUAUUUUAGUAUGCGCAGUAUUUUUUUUUGAUUGUGUGCAGUAUGCUGGGAUUCAAGACGAUAAGAGUCGCCCUAGAGAGCAGUAAUCACCCUUGGCAGUUAGGCUGAGGAACUGGACCCAAUGACGCCAGUGACAGCAGCGCCUUGGCCUCGUGUUGCCGAGUCAUGACACCGCCACCACCACCACCACCACCAGCGGCAGGAGGAAGCAAGGACUGCAAAGCUACACUGGAGCCCUCUCAUCAGGACAUACUCAGGCGAGGGGGCAGAGUGUGUCUAAAUCAAGUACUGCCCGGAAGGUUCAAACCCACAGGACUCCACUUCAACAUUUCUCUCUUGGCGCUCUCAGCAACGGAUCUCACAGUCAGGAAAGCAGGCAAGAGUCACAGAGUCUUAGAUUCCAGAAGGCCCAUAGCUUAGCAUCUCAAAGAUCUCGUGGCCAAAGUACUCAACAGGUCCAAGGUCAAAGGUCACAAGGUUUCCAAGGAUCUCACAGUCUCAGCUCCCAACACUUUAAAGCGUCUCGCAACCAAGUCUCUCAAAGUCCCCGCAGCCAACAGUCUCAUAGUCCCCAGAGGUCCCAUAUCCAAGGUUCUCAUAGACAAGUUAGUCAAAGAGUCAACAGUAAUCAGUCAAAUGGCUUCCAGAAGUCUCGCAAUCAAGUAUCUCAAAUUCCCCACCAUCAACAGUUUCAGCAUCAAGAAUCUCACAGUCCCCAGAGGUCCCAUAUCCAAGGUUCUCAAGUGACUCACAGACAAGUUAAUCAAAGAGUUAAUCCUGGUCAGUCACCUACUUUUCAGAAGUCCGACACCGCAGUCUCCCACAGUUCUCAGAGAUCCCACAGCUCCCAAAGAAUCAACAGUCAAAUCUCCCUUGACUCUCAAAAAUCUCAGGGACAAAAUCUCCACACCAGCCAAACAUCUCGAACCCUAGGCACCCAGAGAACCCGCACCCAAGCCACACAGAAGCCUCAAAGCCAAACGUUCCGCAUGUCCCAAAAUCCCCUGAGAGAGGGCACACACAGACCACAGACCCAAAUCUCCCACAGCUUCCAAGGUUCUCGCAGUUCCCAGAUUCACCACAAACAGAAGGCCAAAAUUCCCCAAGCAUUCCAAAAUCACAGCUCUUCUCAUUCCCAUACAUCCCACAACCAAAGUAUCUUGAGGUCCAAUAGCCAAAAAUCCUCAAGGACUCGCAGUCAAAGCGCUUUCGACUCUCAUGAAUCUCAAAACAGAGAUUCUCUGAGGUCUCAGAAAUCCAGCACCUCACAGAGCGCUCACAUCCGAGGUAUUUCAGAUCCUCAUCUGUUGGAAAGGGUACAGGAGUUAGGUUUUAUCGGAUCAAUAAGGACACAGAGGCCAAGAGUCAGCACACAGACUCCAAGAAGAGGGAUCCAGAGAACUAGAAAUCAAGAACGUGGUGCCCUUACGGGCCAGAGUCUGAGAACUGACACUCAAAAGAUCCAGAGUCAGAAGACUGGCAUCCAGAAUCCAGAAAGUCAAGGGUCUGGCACCCAGAAGAUUCAUGCUCAGAGCUCUAGUGUACACCAAACCGAAAGUCAGGGAUCUAGCACUCAGAGGAAUGAAAAUCAGAGCCUUGGCAUCCAGCAAAUACAAAUCCAAAAUCCUGAAUUCAGCAAGAUUCAAAAGAAUGAGAAUGAAAGCCCUGUCACUAAAAACAUCCGAAGUCAAAACCUUUCUACUGACAGAAUCCAGAAUCAAGGACUCGAUGUAAAGACAACAAGACUUCAAAGUUUCAUUGCUCAAAUUACUCCAGGUACAAAAAAAGAUACUCAAAAGAUCCAAAAUCUAGAGUUCGAUAUUCAGAGGACUCAGAAUCAAAAGACUGACAUCUCGAGGGACCAGAACCGAGGAUUUGGUAUUCAGACAAAAGACAAUCAAGAAUUUGGUACACGGAGGGCCCAGAAACAGAACAUUGAUAUUCACACAACACAGCACCACGGUUUUGGAGGUCAGACGGUCGAAAAUCAAGGAUUCAGUACCAAAACACAUUCCAGUCGUACCGGUGACAUCCAGAAAAUCCAGUUCUUCAGUACUCAAAGUCGGGACAUCAGCACAGAACAAUUAGAGGAUCAGAGUUAUGGAGUACAAAGACUCCAAAUAAAAGACUCAUCUGAAAGUGAAGAAAGAAACUCAGAUAAUGAUUCAAGCUCUCAAUUCUCUUUGGAUGAUGAUUCUGACUCGCAACAAUCCCGGGAUGAAGAUGCAAGCACCGAGAAUUUCCAGGAUGACGGUGAGAGCACUGAAAAUUUCUUUGAGGAUGAUGGCAUAAUUCUGAACAUCCAUGGCUUUCAGGAUGAGAAAGAUAAAGAUUUGAGUGCCCAACAAAUCCAUGAUGACAAUAUCAGUAUCUUGAGAUCUCAGGAUGAAUUUGUAAAGGCUCAGAAGAUGUGGGAUGAAGGACAUGUUUUCCAAGAGUUCCUGAAUGAAGACGUUAUUAUUCAGCAACACCAAAAUAAAGGUCUCGGCACCCAGCAGCUUGACGAUGACAGUGACAACUUCCAGCAUUUCAGUGGUGAUAGCUUUAGUUCUCUACAGUUCGAUGAUGAAAAUGUGAGCUUCCAGCAUAAGGAUAUUAGUACUUCGCACUUUGAGGAUGACUUUCUGAUCACCCAACAGCUCCAGAAUUAGGAGUUUGGAGUUCGAG
Molecule: messenger RNA, 2717 nt
Organism: Scylla paramamosain (green mud crab)
Lineage: Eukaryota; Metazoa; Arthropoda; Malacostraca; Decapoda; Portunidae
Product: probable serine/threonine-protein kinase fhkB
Exons: 3
Coding region: 1040-2701 (553 amino acids)
Source: RefSeq, a predicted model, not a curated record